AUGGACGGAUUCCUCACGAGCACACUCUCGGCUGCAGCCGCCGCAGAGGACAACGAUCCUGCGCUCCUGCGCAUAGCCAAAGCAUUUGAAACCAUCGCCGCUGCGCAAGUCACAAAGGCCGCAGCGCAGCGAUGGCGUCACCGGACUUCCCCGGCCACUCAGUCGACCGAGCCUCACCGCCAGGCCAGCAAUGAAGGGGAGGAGGACCCGUCCAACUCAGCUGAGCGCGGUACUUCGGUGCCGAGCGAAGAUGCAUCCCAGAGCCAGCCGGUGCAGGUAACGUCGACAGGGGGGUCGGGGGAGAGCUCAGGGCCCACGGCGCUAGUGGAGCCUGAAGAAUUGCGGCGCAGCAAACGUGUUGCACAAAAGACCAAUCAAAGCCAGUAG
Molecule: messenger RNA, 387 nt
Organism: Sporothrix schenckii 1099-18
Lineage: Eukaryota; Fungi; Ascomycota; Sordariomycetes; Ophiostomatales; Ophiostomataceae
Exons: 2
Coding region: 1-387 (128 amino acids)
Source: RefSeq, a predicted model, not a curated record